AUGAUUACGGUAACAUGUGGUUGUGGACGACUCCGUCAGGAGCGUCGCUGCAAUGCAGCGAAGGCUGUGGCAUCAAAGGGACAAGUGCAGCAGCCACAAAGACUGCCUGCUGUGACCCCAUUGACGUGUGAUGAUGAAUGCGCGCGGCUUGAGCGGAACCGUUCGUUGGCAUCUGCUUUGGGAGUUGACAUUAACCCGUCAACAACCGUUGCUCAGAAUUUGACGGCCACGAAUCUUCCCUACUCGUCUGAAACCCUGGACAUGUAUAUCCAGCUAUCAUCCUCCGCUCCCCUGUCUACCCUCCAAUCUUACGAAUCCACCCUUCACUCAUUAGCGGCCAAUCCAACACAACGUUCUGUACGGUUUCAGCCGGCAAAGUCAUCCCUGCGGGCGUUUGUUCAUUCCCUCGCAACUGACUGGGGCUUCGCGAGCGAGAGCUUUGACCCUGAACCUCACCGACACGUGUUCGUUUUGAAACCUACAGUGUGGAACCCUCCUCUUCUUGGGAUGGGCAAUGGAACAGCGAUCGGAAUCGGCGGUAUGAGUGUGAGCGAAUGUGUUAAAUUGCGCGAACGCCAGCGCCAGAAAGAUCGUGAAGCCCAACGUCUUGCUGCAGCGGAAGCAAAGGCCCAACGGGAAGCCGUUAAGGCUCAGGCAAACGCCGCCAACGAGGGUGGAUGGGCUCAGGUCGCCGCCUCACGACGAAGCAACGCCAGUACCCGGAGUACGACCCCGAAUCCAGGCACGGUUUCCCGGUCUGGCUCGAUGUUUGCAGCUCUCGCUGGCGAUGAUGGGAGCACAUGGGGCGCUCCUAAGAAGGAAAAACUCGUUCUUCGGUCAGGAGUAGGCGCCGGAAAACAGCUGCGAGCCCGACAACCCGCAACUGAGGUCGUUGAUAGUUGGGAAGAAGAGGAAGAAAAACAAGAGCAGGAAGAGCGUGCUCGGGAGCAGGGGCAGGAAGAGGACGAUAGACAAGGAGAUGUUCAGAAUGAAAUCUCCGAAAUCGAAACAACAGAAACUGGAGAAGCUAUUGCUACUUCUUCGGUGGCGUGA
Molecule: messenger RNA, 1053 nt
Organism: Aspergillus bombycis
Lineage: Eukaryota; Fungi; Ascomycota; Eurotiomycetes; Eurotiales; Aspergillaceae
Product: NF-X1 finger transcription factor
Exons: 1
Coding region: 1-1053 (350 amino acids)
Biological process (GO): negative regulation of transcription by RNA polymerase II
Cellular component (GO): nucleus
Molecular function (GO): DNA-binding transcription factor activity, RNA polymerase II-specific; RNA polymerase II transcription regulatory region sequence-specific DNA binding
Source: RefSeq, a predicted model, not a curated record